AUGCCUCGCUGUAAGCAGCUAUGCCGCCCCCGCUAUUUGCGGAAGGGCAGUUCCACAUUCUCCCUCCCUUGUGCCUGCGCACCGUGCCCAUUGCCCCUGUGCCGCGCCAUCCCCACCUCAGCGUCGCGCAGUUGGCUGUCACAGCGCCACGCUUGUCCCGUGCCCUCCCUCCCGCCCCUCACUCACCAUGCCCCGUCCAUUUCUUCCCAUUUCCGCGCGCAGGCGUGCAGCGCGGCGCAGGCACAGAGCGGAGCGGCGCAGCCUGGGUCGAUGCUGGCGGGGUUCGAGUACCCGGAGCACGUGUGCGGGGCGCCGUGGCGCGACGAGUACGUGCGGCUGCACGCGCGCAUCAGAGCCGCCAGCCGAGACGCGUGGAGCGCGCGAAAGCCACCAGAUGCCCCCUCUUUUGCGCCUUCGUGUUCGCCAGCACCAGCACCAGCGCCCGCAUCACAUUCAGUGCCGCCCCUCGCCUCCGCGCCGCCGCCACAGCCGGCCGCGCAGCGCAGGCGUCUGGCGGACGACUCUCCCCCCGGCGAGGAGGCGCCCGCGGUGCGGUUCCUGACGUACGACUGGUACGGCACGUGCGGCGGGCUGGGCGACUACCUGAUCGGGCUGGUGUCCAUCUUCCCCGCCGCGCUGCUGGACCGCCGUGCGCUGCUCAUCGCACAGCCCUGCAUGCACGCCGCCUUCCACUCGCCGCACAUUGACACCGCGCUCUCCCCCGACGUGCCCAUGGGGGGACACCCACUGCUGCGCGCCACGCCCUUGGACGCGCAAGAGGGUGAUGAGCGCGUGGAGUGGCACGCCCCGCCAUGCGAGCAGCUGGAGGGCAACCUGAGCGCCGCGGCGAGCAACAGCAGUGGCGUGCCGUGCUUGAACAUGGCGGGGCAGGGCUUUGAGAUCGAGGCUCUGCAGCAGCUGAGUGCACUGCGCAACUACCGCAUGCGCUACAACCAUGGGCUGCUCAUCUCCACACUGCUGCUCGACCAGGGCCCGUGGGCUACCGCCCUGCGGCAGCUGGGCUUCAAGGUGGCGUACGGCUUCGGGUGCAUCCUCCGGUUCCUCUUCAGUCCGCGGCCCGAGGUGUGGCAGCUGGUGGUGGGGAUGGAGGAGCAGGUGUGGGGCGAGGGCGUGGUGCGCGUGGCGGUGCACGUGCGUGUGCCGGACCGAGAGGUGUGGCACAGCGAGGGCAUGCCCCUGGAGGCGUCGCAGCAGCAGGUGGAGGAGCUGCUCGCCACGGCCAACACCACGCUGCAGUGCACCCAGACAGUGGAGGAUUUCUGGUACCCGCCUCCCCUGAAGGUCAAGUGGAUUAUCAUCACCAACUCGCACCCGCUCAAGCAAGCGCUCAAAGCCAAGUACCCACACAAGGUGGUGGCCACGGACUUCAUCCCAUGGCACUCCGCGCAAGCCACGCAGCACGGCCACACACACCUUGCAUCCACGGACGAGCGUGACACGGCGCUGAGAGGGCUGCAGCACUUCCGCGAGACGGUGGCGGAGUGGGCGCUGAUAGCAGCGUGCCACUCCUUCAUCAUCCCCGCCUCCGGCUUCUCUCGCACCGCCGCGCUCUACGGCCUGCGCCCCCUCGACAUCUUCAUGCCCGCGCCGGACCCCUGCGACCCUGAGCAGCCCACGCCCAUUGCAGCCUUGCGCGGCUCCUGGAGUGGCAUCUAG
This is a messenger RNA of Closterium sp. Naga37s-1, 1677 nucleotides long. Lineage: Eukaryota; Viridiplantae; Streptophyta; Zygnematophyceae; Desmidiales; Closteriaceae. The record is from the annotation of a GenBank genome assembly.